Messenger RNA from Danio aesculapii, 1655 nucleotides. RefSeq lists its product as uncharacterized. The record is from RefSeq and is a predicted model, not a curated record. Gene Ontology annotation, cellular component: membrane. Bases 69 to 1025 code for a protein of 318 amino acids. Gene Ontology annotation, biological process: cell-cell adhesion. The transcript is spliced from 5 exons. NCBI's taxonomy places the organism in Eukaryota, Metazoa, Chordata, Actinopteri, Cypriniformes, Danionidae. Gene Ontology annotation, molecular function: integrin binding.
AGUUCCUGUGUGAAGAGGCUGAUUUAAAACGUUUUCUCUUCAGCCGAGCUUCCCUGAUCAAAUUCAACAUGCUUCAACGUUUCUUUGGACUCGUUUAUCUGUCAGCAGUUUCACACCUUUGUCUCAGAGGUACACUGGCUGAAUGUCCUCUUCAGAUCAGCCCACAGAGUGUUGUUGUGAAGUACGGCGAUUCUGUUUCAGUAAACUGCAGCACUUUUGUCACACAUCAUGGGAUGGGAUGGGAAUCCACUGUGGGAGCAGUGUCCCUGUCCAGAGACAGUCUGAUCACAUUGAGAGUGUCAGAGCUGACAGACUGGGAGAUGCAGCCACCAUUCUGCUACUUAAACUAUGACGAACAGCAGUGUACAGUAGAUCUCCCAGUCACAGUUUACAAGACUCCAGACAGUGUUUCCAUCAGCACUGUGAAUCAAGCAAUGAUGGAGGGAAACCAGUAUGAGCUCCAGUGUGACGUUCACAAUGUGGCUCCUGUUCAGAGUCUCACUGUCAACUGGUACAAAGGAGAAACUCUGGUGGAUCAAACCAACUUCACUGACACCACCAAGAGUCCAGUCAGUAAAACAUCUAAACUUGCGGUCCAUCCAGACAGAGCUGAUGAUGGAGCUCAGUUCAGGUGUGAAGCAGAGAUGAACCUGGGAGAAGGAGGACCUCAACCUUCUCCUACAAACACAUCAGAACCUCUCAACAUUACUGUGUAUUAUAAACCAAAACACUCCAGUCCGACAGAGAUCAUCAGUCGGAGCGAUGAUGUCUAUCUAAACUGUACAGUGAAGGCAAACCCGGCUGCUGUGUACACAUGGCACUCAGAGCAUCUGACAGAGAAGAUCAGCUCCUCAGUGAUCCAGUCCUCCACACUCAAUCCAGGAAAAUACACAUGCACCGCCACAAACUGUCUGGGAGAAGACAGCAAAGUGUUCACCGUCAAUUGCGUUACAGGUUGUCAUGGUACAUUCUGGACUGUUCUGGUUUUCCUCCAGUUGCUGGUUGCAUUCACGUCUAUCUUGUAGGAGAGAAUUAGUCCUAGGAUUGUGCUUUAUUUUCAGACAUGGGAUUAAUCUGCUGAGUAUUCAUGUAAAUUCUGUUGAUUCCAAAUCAAUUACUUCAAUAUGCAUGAUAUGCUACACAUCACUUUUAUUUGUAAUUAAAUUUGUGCUUUUUGUUGUUAUCAAGAACUAUCUGACCGUCAAAGUGAAUUUGAGUUUAGAUGUUUUCAUGCGUGAUCAUUUUUUCAUAUUCUUGCCAAAAAAAGAGAUCUUAGUAAUUAUUUUCUUGCACUAGAUACUAAUACAUUUAGUUUUACUUUGAUGCCAUUUGUCUGCCAAAACAUUAUUUUAUUGAAAUGAUUAAUACACAAAUACAAUAUGUCCAGAUAUGCUUUUAGAGAAUUGUCAGUUUUCAUGCCAGUCAAUGACAGGAUGCAGUUGUUAAUGUUAAUGAAAAUGAUUUCGUUUUAUUUUUGACAUUUUACUUUUGUUGUGAAAUAUUUUGGUAUUUUUUGUUUGUUUGUCACCUUUAAAUACCUUAUUUAGCAGGUUAUACGCAUUAUGCACUCAUUGCACAGCUUCUGGAUUUCUUUUGUACCCUGUGUGAAGAUGUUUUUGGAGAACAAAAUAACUUAAAAUAAACUUUGGCAUUGA